Messenger RNA from Macrobrachium nipponense, 618 nucleotides. RefSeq lists its product as uncharacterized. Bases 1 to 618 code for a protein of 205 amino acids. The record is from RefSeq and is a predicted model, not a curated record. The transcript has a single exon. NCBI's taxonomy places the organism in Eukaryota, Metazoa, Arthropoda, Malacostraca, Decapoda, Palaemonidae.
AUGGAUGUGAGUGAAGAGAUCAGGAAUGAAGUGCUGUGGGAAUUGUUGUAUGCCGACGAUCUGGUAAUUACUGCUGAAGAUGAGGAGGACCAACAGAGAAGGGUUGGAGAGUGGCAGGAAUCUUUAGAGAGGGGUGGCUUAAAGGUGAAUGUAAAUAAAGCAGAGGUUUUGCUGACCGGUAGGGAAGAUAGAGACAGAAUAGUAAUACAAGAAAGAAGAGGCUCGAUUAUAAAACAGGCAGACAAGUUUAAAUACUUAGAAUCUACUUUAAGUCAAGAGGGAGGAUGUGAGGCUGAAGUUGACAGUAGGGUAAAAGCUGUGUUGAGAAAGUGGAGAGAUGUAGCUGGAGUAGUGUGCGAUAAGAAAAUGCCAAUCAAGCUAAAUGUCAAGAUCUUUAGCACAGUGAUAAGACAAGCGUUAAUGUAUGGAUCAGAAACAUGGGUUCUAAGAAGAAGGGAGGAAGUAAAUCUUGAGAGAACAGAAAUGAGAAUGCUGAGGUGGAUUAUGUUGAUAUCGCUGCUUGAGAGACUGGAAAAGGAUGAAAUAAGAAGACAAGACUUUAUAAAGAUUUCAGAGGUGAUAAGAGAGGCAAAACUGAAAUGGUUUAAGGAUGGAUGA